Molecule: messenger RNA, 804 nt
Organism: Lottia gigantea (owl limpet)
Lineage: Eukaryota; Metazoa; Mollusca; Gastropoda; Lottiidae
Exons: 5
Coding region: 1-804 (267 amino acids)
Biological process (GO): signal transduction; negative regulation of epidermal growth factor-activated receptor activity
Cellular component (GO): plasma membrane; membrane raft
Molecular function (GO): ubiquitin protein ligase activity; calcium ion binding; phosphotyrosine residue binding
Source: RefSeq, a predicted model, not a curated record
AUGACGAAGUUUCGAACACGCUCCGAUAUUGUACACAAGGAAUUGGUGUUUCUUAGUAAAAGAAAUCAGUAUGAUGGUAUGAUGGGACCAGUGAAAGAGAACGAGUUUCUUCUUGUUCCACUACUACAUAAUGUUUCUCCUUUGAACCCAUUUGAUAAUUCAACCGAAAGCUCAGCUGGAUCGAGUUAUGUUUGGUCUACACCAAGAGGUGGCAUGUUCCAACCGAGUGGUGUUAAGUUUGGUCCGAGUACUUUUGAGAUGGUAAGAAGAACAUCUAAACCUACAUCACAGUUAGAAGCUAGACGUAAUGCUUCACCAUUGGAACCACUGUUUUUCUCUUAUCUUCAUGGAUCUGUGUUUUUCUUUUAUGUUUUAAUAACAGUUCCAUGGAAAGAGUUCCGAGAUACAUUACAUGAUACACAUCCUAUAGGUUCACCAUUAGAAGCCAUGGCAUUAAAAACCACGUUAGAUUUAACUUGUAAUGACCAUAUUUCUGUGUUCGAGUUUGAUGUUUUCACAAGGUUAUUUCAACCAUGGAAUAAUUUAUUAAGAAAUUGGAAUGUUCUAGCAGUCACUCACCCUGGUUACGUGGCUUUCCUUACGUAUGAUGAAGUCAAAGCCAGAUUACAAAAAUAUAUGACCAAACCUGGAAGUUAUGUAUUUAGAUUAAGUUGUACUAGACUAGGACAGUGGGCUAUAGGUUAUGUGACUGCAGAGGGUCAGAUCCUACAGACUAUACCACAAAAUAAGUCUUUAUGUCAGGCAUUAUUAGAUGGACAGAGAGAAGGAUUGAGUUGGAUAUGA